Messenger RNA from Thrips palmi, 3686 nucleotides. RefSeq names its product aminopeptidase M1-D-like. Gene Ontology annotation, molecular function: zinc ion binding; peptide binding; metalloaminopeptidase activity. NCBI's taxonomy places the organism in Eukaryota, Metazoa, Arthropoda, Insecta, Thysanoptera, Thripidae. Bases 120 to 3215 code for a protein of 1031 amino acids. Gene Ontology annotation, cellular component: cytoplasm. The transcript has 16 exons. Gene Ontology annotation, biological process: peptide catabolic process; proteolysis. The record is from RefSeq and is a predicted model, not a curated record.
CCUCGGUCCAAUGGAGCACGAUGCGUUAUUAGUCACCUUGCACGGAUUUGGGAAGGUGCAAACGGAACGUCGCGUGUGCCGCUGCUGUCACUUCCCAUCCAAGGAAGGCUCCGAGAAGCAUGGCUCGCCACGGCUGCUCGCUGUUCGUCGUCCUGGUGGCGUUGGCGGCCGCCUCCGCCGCGCCGGCCCCGCAGCCCUUGCCGCUGCACCCGGCCUCCAGCGAGCUCCCCCUCGCAGAGCUGGCCGCCCAGCGGGGCUUCGUGCUGCCGCCGCGGAAGCCCCUCGCCGAGGUGGCCGUCGACGGCACUGUGACGGGCGCGCAGGGCUUCCCCUUCGGCAUGGCGGACCCUCAGCCGCCGCAGCGUGCCCGCGGUCCCCGUCAAAGGGAGCACGGUGGCACCAGGGCCAAGCGCGCCGCCGACGACGUCUACGACGAGACGAGGCUACCCACCAGUGUGGUGCCGACCAGAUACACGGUGGUCAUGGCGCCCAAUCUGGCCAGUGGUGAGUUCUUCGGGUCGACGGACAUCUAUUUAAACGUGCUGGAGGCCACCUCCCGCAUCGUCCUCCACGGCUCGCCGGACAUCGCGUUCAGCCAAGUCCAGAUCUUCAAGUACUCCGCCGAGCAGAACCGUUUUGAUGAGAACGGCGAGGCCAGGUUCGUUCCGCUGGGCCGCUAUGACGAUGCCGACCGCCUCGUGGUGGACCUGGAGAGGCAGCUGGUGGCAGGCCAGCACUACCUGCUGCGCUUCCCCCUGUUCGGGUCCCGUCUCAGGUCGGACCUCAAGGGCUUCUACUUGUCCACCUACAUGGACCACGAUCGUCACACACACUUCCUGGCGACGACGCAGUUCGAGCCGACGGCCGCUCGCUACGCCUUCCCGUGUUUCGACGAGCCCUCUCUGAAGGCGCGCUUCAAGAUCUUAAUUGAACACGAUCGCAGCCUCUCCGCCAAGUCCAACAUGCCCGAGAUCAGCCGCAACAACAUAUCCUUAGCCAUCGCUCGCACGGAGUUCGACGAGACUCUCCCCAUGUCCACCUACCUCCUCGCGUGGGUGGUCUCCGACUUGGAGAACAUCGCCGCCGACGCGGCCGGCAACUUCAGGACGUGGGGCAGGAGCAGCCUCCUGUCGCCGCGCUCCGCCUACCUCGCCAACACGGUGGGGCCGAAGGCUCUGCAGCUGCUGGAGGAGCUCACGGGCAUCCCGUACGCCCUGCCCAAGGUCGACCAGUUCGCCAUUCCAGACUUCGAGGCCGGCGCCAUGGAGAACUGGGGGCUCGUGACGUUCAAGGAGAGUUACUUGCUGGAGACUGAGGACACAUCGAUUCGCAUCAGAGAGUUCAUCGCGACCACCGUGUGCCACGAACUUGGACACCAAUGGACCGGAAAUCUGGUCACCCUAGACUGGUGGUCCAACACCUGGCUCAACGAAGGCUUCGCGACUUACUUCGAGAACGUCAUCUGUGACAAGAUUUUCCCAGAAUGGAACCUCAUGGACAAAUUUGUGACCGACAACGUGCACGCGGCGAUUGCGAACGACGUUCUGCCCGGUCAGGUAGCCAUGUCGAGCCCUGUGACUACCACAGGCGCCAUUGCAGACAAGUUUGACCACAUCUCGUACAAGAAAGGUGGAUCCGUGCUCCGCAUGUUCGAACACAUCCUCGGAACGACAACGUUCAAGAAGGCCAUAAACCGUUACCUGUCCGAAAAUGCGUUCGGCUCCGGCUCCCCCGACCUCCUCUUCCGCGCCAUGAACGCAGAGGCGGCACUUUCGGGGCCCUCGCUGCCGCCCGGCGCGGACUUCGCCACCAUGGCCAGGUCGUGGACGGAGCAGGCCGGCGUCCCCGUGGUGACAGUCACCCGGAACGCGGAGCGGGGCACUGCCACCAUCACCCAGGAGCAGUUCCUGUACGGGACUCCGGACGAUGAGCAGGCGAUGCUCUGGUACGUGCCCAUCCCGGAAGUGGUGACCGCCAGCACCGGCGACUGGACGAAGACAGCCCCCGCCCGCUGGCUGACCCCGGACGCGCCGACCAUCGCGGACCUCGAGAUCGCCGCCAGCGCCAACGAGUGGAUCGCGGUCAACCCCCAGCAAACCGGCUACUACCUCGUCAACUACGACCCGGCCAACUGGCGGCUGCUGCAGCAGGCCCUCAAGGCCGAGAGGUCGGCCGCCGCCUGGAAGGCGGGCAUCCAGGCGCUCGCCUUCCUGAGGGACCGGCUGGCCAUCACCGAGGCCGCCCAGGCCCUCAGGGCCUUCGUGCGGCAGAUCACCGCCGACGCGUUCGACGCCGUGGGCUUCGAGGCCGAGCGCUCGCCGUCCGUGGAGGACACGGCCAAGGACGAGGAGCGCUACCUGCGCCGCCUCGUCGCCAGCCAGGCGUGCUACGGCGGCAACGAGAAGUGCAUCCGGGGGGCCGAGGCGGCCGUCCAAACGGCGCAACACGACUACUCUCGAGCCCCUGCGGACACCAGGGACGCUGCGUUCUGCUACGCCGUGCAGAACUCGGCCCGCACUAGCGCCAGGAUCCUGGAGAUGUACAUGUCGGCCAAGGUGUCCACAGAGAAGGCGCAGUACGCCGCGGCCCUCGCUUGCACUCGGGGCUACGGCUCUCUCGAGAGCCUUUUAGACAGCAUCCUUAACGGUCAGGGGUAUCCGCGGCCGACUGCAACGGACUUGAGGGUCCUCAUUAACGCCAUCCUCAGCCAGUGGGACAACCACAAAUUCAUGCUAGCAUACUUCCAGAAAAGAAGCUACGAAAUUGAGUCAUUCGCUGGAAGUGGCUUCUUCUUCAGCCUCCUAACCGCCCUUAUCAAAGAUGCGCGUUCGGAGGAUGAACUAGUAGAGAUUGACCGAUUCAUGGCCAAGACCUACCCCGACCCCGCCAUGGCCGCCAAGGUUGAGCAGCUCCUGGACGCCACCAGGAAAGGUCUGGAGUGGAACCGCAGGCACUACGCCGAGGUGUCGCAGUGGCUGUUCGCGGCCACCGACACGGGGCCCGUCAGUCCGCCCACGGCGCCUACACUGCGUCCCACCGAGGGGCCGCCCACGCGACCCCCACCGAGGACCACCACAACCAUCACAACCACUACAGUGGCUACCACGACCGCCAAGGCCAAAGGUGCCGCGGGCCGAGCGACGGGCGUCGCCACCAUUCUACUGCCGUCUCUCCUGGCGGUCUUGCUUCUACGAAUCAUGGAUUUAAAUGCGUAGCCUAGCCUCAGCUACACGGUAACAACGGAACCUGGUUUUCCCAGGAAGCCUAUGGUGGAGACAUAGGCGAUUUCCAGGGAGUUCCUGGGAAAACCAGGUUCCGUUUCUACCGUGUAGGCUGAUGUAACCACAGUCCGCACUGAGAAUCCAAACGAUACGAAUAUAGCGUCAAUUGGUGCAAUGCUUUUACAUUGCACAUGAAGUGCAAUGCUUUUACAUUGCACAUGAAGUGCAAUGCCUCCCCAAUGCAUUAGCAUAGGGCUUUAUAGGGAAGCAUUGUACGUAAGGUGCAAUAUGGCUGUGGCAUUGCACCAAACGUGCUACGUUCAUAUCCUUUGGUAUCUCAGUGCGGGACGGGUGGCCACUCUAGAGCGCUUGGCGCCCCCGAAGCUGUCUUGCGUGAAGUCCGCAAUCAUUUUGUAUGAUCAAAUAUGGCAAUAACUACGGGCAAUAAAAGUACGUGAACAUUAA